GUCAGGACAUGUCCAUGCUGCAGCUCACCUCAACCACCGAUGCUGAAGGUUUCUACACCGCGGUACACCGCAGUACUUAAAGCAAGAGCUACAAACGCCCAGAGUCGCGCCCCAGCGUCUUGCUUGUGGUUGUCGCAAACGCUCCGCUUGCCCAAACCUUGAGAGCCUUUCCACUUCACCACACCAGAGAUCCCACAGCCAUCUAGCAUCAUGGACAACACACUAGAUGCGCAGCAGCCGCCAGAGCAAUCAACGUCCCGCCGUCGCAAGUCGCGAAGCUACCGGGAACGGUUGCCAGAGAGCGAUACAAGCGACAAUGAGCCAGUGACAGCAGACGCUUCUACAUCGCUUCCGCAGCCUAGCGCACGUCGUAUCAGCCGCACGCCAUCUGACGCCUCGACUGCUCCAGCAAGCGUUCCUCUGCGCGUGGUGCAUCCCUACUACGUCAACCACGGGGUCCAACUUCCGGCGUCCAACUCAGUCCCGACGUUAGAUACGCCACAUCACGGACGCACGCGGAGGAGGAGCCUUGCAGCUCGCGCUCACUGGCACGCGGGCCCCGACUCGGCUGUUGGCUCUCCCUCACAAGUCAGCCCAAGGCCGCGCGGAGGCUAUCGCCCAUACAGGAACCCGUCGUAUCAGUUCUCGUUCGAAGACGACCUCUCUUUGGCGUUGGAGGACGAGCUACUGGGUAGAAGGCUUCCCGAGGACGAAGCACUUGACGACGACGAGCAAGCACAGACAUACGUAGAGAGCUGCCAGCCAGUUUAUCCGCCAUCACCCGGGACUUCUGCUGCUGGUGCACGUCGAUCAGAUCCAAUACCGCGACGGCCGCGCCCUGGUUUUGAUUACACCCCCGAAGACUGGGAGGAAUACGGCAUCCAGUUUGACCUUGCGCGGGUGGGUGUAGCCCACUCGUCAGACGACACAUCACUGCCACUAAACCGCGUCAUGACCGGCCCAAUGAAACGCUCACGCGAUAAAUUCGAGAGCGCUGACAGCAAGGACAUUCCCGAAACCUUGAUUGGUCGAGGUGCCGUGGCUGCAAUGCUCUACCAUGGCACGACUCCAUACCCGGACGCAAAUGAUAUAUGGCCAAAUUUCCGCAGUUCGGCAAAGUUACCCGCACAAUACUUUUUGCUCGACAAGAACUACCCAGCGCCCACAGAGUCCAAGUCCAAGCGACGUCCAUCCAAGAAUCUCAAGAAGAAGAUGCAACUCUCAAUGCAUGCGGAUGAGAAAGACGAUGACCUUCCAGAUGCCCAUGCUGGCCGUCCUAAAUGGGAAUUGCCCGUUGAGCUUAUGGAACUGAUAGCAGAAUACUUGAAUCGUGAUGACAUCAAAUCCUUACGCUUAGUGAGCAAGGAACUUAAUCAGUCCAUCUCGCAAGUCAUCUUCAAGACAGUCGUGGUCCCCUUCAACACGGAGAUUUAUGGCAUGCUCGGGUCAGAACAGAAGCUUGAUCUGAAGGGCAAGAAGCGGGCUCGCCUCGACAAACCAGGAUAUUCAUGGAAGAACGCCAAUGGGGACGAGGUGUAUGACGGCCAUGGUUUGGAUGUGUUUUGCGGGUUCGGGAGACACAUCCUGAAGUACGGGAUGAGCUUCGAAGUGAACGAAGACUCUCUCUCACGGCCGCCCAACAAAACACUUACUGAGAAGAAGGCAAGCUUCUGGGGAAGCUACGAUUGGCCUUAUGAAGACUAUCGACGUUUCGAUGCUGUCGCUGGGCUCGAGUCUGCUGCUGAUGAGACUCCGCGCAUGAAGACAGCCUUCAAGGAGCUUUCCAAGGUCAAAGAACUUGCAUUAUCCAUUGACAGCGGUCUCGGAUGGCUCAACGGCCCUGACAGAUCCAUUCGUGCACGGAUCCUGCAACGACCCCCAGAAGUUUUCGGUACGUCGAAAGACGUCCCAGAUCGACAAGCACAAGCUCAACGAGAGCUUUGGAACCAUCUGGAAGCGUGCCACCAGGGUGCAGAUAAAGAUAUUCGAUUGGCUACAUUGUACAAAAUGGAUGGGUCGUGGCCUUUGUGUGAGCUCAAAGACGCAAGCGUACUAGCUAUGCAGCAGCCAGACAUGCCAUUUUUGGACCCCCAUCUCAUACACGAAGCGACGCCUCACGACACUACGGAGAUUCAAAUCCCAGUUUCCUUCGAUGAUCCAGAAGCCCUCGACCGUUUUGUUCUAACGCCAUCUUCAUCCAGCACCGGCAUUUUGUUCUCAUCGAUUGUACCUCCAACUGACGCUGGCCAACUUCUGAGCCCGAUUAUACCGGCUAGUCUUACCAAAGCGCAAAAGGAGUGGCUUCUAGAGACUGAAUGGGCUCAGCGAGCCUUCUUAUCCUCAUACAUGCUCUCCAUAAUCGACAAUCCAACGAGUUUCAACCAGAUACACACACUCAACAUAUCGCGUCUUUCCGACCGCUAUAUCCUGAUGCUAAAUCGUCCUGAUUUCUGGGAUACUCUGCCGAGCCUCAGUAAUGUCACAUUGAUGGUUAUACCUGGAUGGCGAACUGUUCAUAAAGACGAGGCUGGUUUCGUAGACACACCAGGGGUUAAUCCGUGCUCGGGCAUCGAUUCCUUUUGCGAACUGCUCAAGACUCAUGUCGCUUGUCGUCCGAAUAUCACCAAACUGACCAUUGGUUGGGUAAGUGGCGGAGAGCAUGCUGAAGGCUUGCACGCAAGAAACAAGUUGUUACUGCCUGCUCCUUUGAUAGAAGUGGACUCUCAUGCAGAUCAAACUUCAAUUUCGGCAUCGGACAUGGCCACAGAGCAAGAUCCAAACAAACUGCGCACGUCUCUUCUCCACUUUCCGCAUGUGACACAGCUCACUCUCAAGAAUUGUUGGAUCACACCAUCGUCCCUACUGCAGUUUGUCAAGAUCCAUGACGUGCAUAGUCUGAAGCAUUUGGUUUUGAACUCGGUAUCUCUUACCGCCAUGCUGCGAGCCAACGGCAACGCAAAUCACGCCGGUCAAGCUGGGGCGGCUCUCAACGUUCCCAUGGCUGGACUUUGGAACGUGUUCAACAACAACGGCGGUGUCCAAGCCUUAGCCCAAGUACAGGCCCACGUACAGCCGCAAAAUCUGCCGAACCAUCAGCAGUUCCUACAAGUUUACAUUCAAUCGCUCAUCAUACAAUUGCAGCAGUUGCAAGCAAACGCUGGUGGUAUUCAGCAGCAACAGCAGAUCACAGCCCUCCAGAACCAGUUGCAACAGCAAGUCGUUCAGAUUCAGAACCAGAUCCAGCUCCAGAUCCUGCAACAAGUUCAGCCCCAAGCUCAACCUCAACUUCAACCUCUGGGCCAGAACCAAGGUCCACAAAACCAAGUAGCCCAGCCAUUUGUCAAUGUUAACCAGGUUGCUGCUUUGGCCACGCAGGUCUCCAACAUGCAGCAACAAGUUCUCGCCGCAGGACAACCUCUACCCAUACUUGCGAAUAACAUCCAAGCCCCUCCGGCUCAAGCAGCUCCCGCACAGGCUCCCGCACAGGCUCCUGCUGCCUCGCAGACUCUUCUUCGAACGCAGCCCCGUGAAGGGUCUUGGUUAAACGUCAUUGAUAUCAUUUCUCCCGGCACCAAUCUUUCCGACUUCAACUCCAGCCACUCGCAAGCCGACUCGGAGCGCAGCACCGCGCUCGAAUCCAUUGAAUUCAUCUCCUGCGGCUACGCCAAACUGCCCUACGCAGUCUUCGAUCAGUCCGCCAUCGAGUUCCCAACCGCGUUGGGGGCUGUUACCCGUAAUCCAUUCUUCGUGAAGCGUCAUAGCGCUCUUAUCCCCGCGAUGCUUACUGCUAAGUGGACGCAUCUCGGCGACAUCGUACAGGAGGUUGAUCUCACGGAACUCGCAACGCUGAACGCGGCUUGGAGUCUACGGACUGGCUGGGAUGAUGCGGAGGAGGCAAGGGCGGUGGAGUUCGACGGGCUUAUGCCUGGUGGUACGGGAAGGUUCACGGGGAAGGUGCGGCGUGAAGAUCGCGUUGCUCAAGAUGACUCUGCGAGUUAGUGGAUUGGCCUUGGUUUGCGUUGCUGUGAUGCGUUUUUGCUGAUCUUUUCUGCUGUAGAGCUCGACGGUGCCGUUACGUCGUUUGAGGGAUUGAGGUUGCAGAGUCAGGCCUCUUUAUGAAAUUGAUGACACUGGGUAAGGUUGCUUUGACUUGCGUUACUGGGUUGCGGGGUUUUCGACUGGUUGUUAUGUUGGCAGGCUUACUUACGCCCAGCUGCGUAACCUGGGUAUGAAACGGACUACAGUGUCAUCUGCUUCUGAUGGUGGGUCUUAUUGAGAAUUGGAGGGCAUCGGAAGCGUUCACUCUAGAUUAUACACACUUCUUUGUGUGAAGCCCUGGCUUUGAUGUACUGACGUACAAAGAGUAAUCACCCUUUGGACAGGAAAGGCUCAGAAUAGAGCGUGAAAUAAAAGCAGAAUAAAUUCAAUUACUCC
Dothidotthia symphoricarpi CBS 119687 is the source of this 4434-nucleotide messenger RNA. RefSeq lists its product as uncharacterized. Gene Ontology annotation, molecular function: protein binding. The transcript is spliced from 2 exons. The record is from RefSeq and is a predicted model, not a curated record. Lineage: Eukaryota; Fungi; Ascomycota; Dothideomycetes; Pleosporales; Dothidotthiaceae. Bases 211 to 3999 code for a protein of 1262 amino acids.